Messenger RNA from Vairimorpha ceranae, 2130 nucleotides. Its product is annotated as vacuolar atp synthase subunit a. Gene Ontology annotation, molecular function: ATPase binding; proton-transporting ATPase activity, rotational mechanism. The record is from RefSeq and is a predicted model, not a curated record. Gene Ontology annotation, cellular component: vacuolar proton-transporting V-type ATPase complex; vacuolar proton-transporting V-type ATPase, V0 domain. The coding region runs from base 1 to 2130 and encodes 709 amino acids. Gene Ontology annotation, biological process: vacuolar acidification; proton transmembrane transport. NCBI's taxonomy places the organism in Eukaryota, Fungi, Microsporidia, Nosematidae. The transcript has a single exon.
AUGUUAAGAAGUGAAAAAAUGAAAUUAGUAACAUUAUAUUUGAGUAAAGAUAAUGCCAGAAAGUGUAUUACAGAACUUGGUGAUAAUGAGAUAGCACAUUUUAGAAAUUUAAAUGAUACUAUAAAAAGUGACAAAUUACUUUAUAUUAAUGAACUUAAGCAUAUUGAAAAGCUACAAUCACGUCUUUCUUUUCUUGGAAAAGAAGUAGAAAAUGUUGAUUUGACUGAAGUUAAAAAUAGUGAUUUAGAUUCAGUAGAAGAAGCCAUUAAUAAAUUUUAUAAUAGAAUGGUACAGCUUAAAACAAUUAAAAAAGAAACACAUUCAAAUUUAAUAAAAUUGAAAGAAGAUUUACAUAUGCUGGAAGAUAUGGAAAGAUUUGUUUCUGAAGUUGGUGCGAAUUCAGAGAAAAUGAAAUUUGAAUUUAUUACUGGGAUUGUUGAUAGAGGCCAAAAAUUUUUAAUAAAGAAAAUACUGCAUCAAGCAUUAAGAAGAAAUAUAGUUAUUAAAACUAGAGAUAAUGAUAAACAUCAAAAAGUUAUUUUUAUAAUUUUUACACAUGGAAAAGAAGCGUUAGAUAAAAUGAAUAAAAUUUUUGUAUCUUUGGGUGGACGUAUAUUAGAUAUGGAAAAAUAUACUGAACCUAAAAAGAAUUUAUUAGCACUUACUAGUGUUAUUAGUCAAAUUGAAAAUGUUGAAGAUUUUAAUAAAGAAGCAAUGAAAAAUGAAGUUGAAAAAAUUUCACAGAUGUAUUUAACACUAAAAUAUUAUGUUGAUAAGGAGAGUAAGAUAUAUAACACUUUAAAUAAAUUUAAUUUUGAUAAAGGUAGAGAUAGUUUGAUGGGAGAAGCGUGGAUAAGAGAAGAUGAUUAUAAUAGACUUCAAAAGCUUUCAGAAACAUCCGAAAAUUCAGAUUGGCAUUUUGUGUUUGAAGAUAAUACAGAUGUAACGGAAGAUCCACCUUCUGCAUUUAAGUUAAAUAAAUAUACAGAAGUUUUUCAGGAUUUAAUUAAUGUUUAUGGUGUACCAUCAUACAGAGAAAUUAAUCCUGCAAUUUUUAUGAUCUUUUUAUUUCCAAUGCUUUUUGGUGUGAUGUUUGGAGAUAUUUUUCAUGGAAUUAUUCUUGUAUUUAUGGCUUGGUAUAUGAUUAAACAUAAAGAAAAACUUUAUAAGAAAUAUAAAUCAUUUACACUGUUGAUAGACGGUAGAUAUGUUUUAUUUUUAUGUGGAUUGGCUUCUAUUCUUUUUGGUUUUUUAUAUUCAGAUAUUACAUCUUUUCCUUUAAAUUUAUUUGGAGGUAGAAUAAAAAAUCGGUCUUCCUCAGAUGAUAUUUAUCCAUUUGGAUUAGAUCCUGAUUGGCAUGGAGCGAAAAAUGAAAUGGAAUUUACAAAUUCUGUUAAAAUGAAAUUAUCAAUUGUUAUUGGGUUUCUUCAUAUGGGACUAGGUGUAGUGUUAUCUUUUUGUAAUGCAUUUUAUUUUUCUAAUUAUGUUGAUUUAUAUUGUGUUGUUAUUCCCCAGGCACUAGCAUAUGUUGCAUUUUUAGGAUAUCUUGUAUUUUUAAUUGUUUAUAAGUGGCUCUAUAUUGAUUUAUCAAAAAACAUUAAUCCGUCACUUAUAUCUACACUUGUUCUAAUGUAUACUAGUCCAUUUAAUAUAAAAGAUCCUCUUUAUUCUGGGCAGAUGUAUGUCCAACUUUUCAUGAUGUUUAUACUUUUUAUUUCCUUGCCUUGGAUGUUCUUUGCAAAGCCGAUAUAUUUAUUUAAAAAGAAGCUUGUGAAAAGUGAAGACACAUUAGAUAUUUGGAUGAAUUCGGGAAUACAUACUAUAGAAUUUGGUAUUGGUUUGAUAUCUAAUUCAUCAUCUUAUUUAAGAUUAUGGGCUGUAUCACUUGCUCAUGCACAGCUAACUAAGGUUUUAGUAGAAUUUACCAUUGGGUUAAAUAAUUAUGUUUUACAAAUAGUACUUUUCCCAAUAUUUAUGGCUUUAACAUUUGGGCUGUUAAUAGGAUUAGAAGGGUUGGGAUCUUGUUUACAUGCACUUAGACUUAAUUGGAUAGAAUUUCAUUCUAAAUUCUAUAAAGGAGGAGGAUACAAAUUUGAACCGUUAUCUUUCAAACAAGUUAUUGAUGAUUAA